UGGAGGCUGAUCAUGAAUGAAAACCUCCUUCACAUCCAGCGUGGGGUGGGGCGGGGUGGGGUGGGGUGGAGGGGAUCGGAUCAGUGUCACCCCCAUUGUCCCGCCGUGGCAAAGUGGGCGGAUAGCAGUGUCUCCUCCUGCCCAAUGGCAGCCGCGAUCCUCGUGAGAGCGCAGAAGAGGCACUUUUCUGCCAUGCAGAAUCCCUAAAACCAUCAUCGCUCCGGCUCGGCUCGGAGAGCCCACAGCAGCGCGCGUCAAAGAGCCUCGGCUGCUGAGAGAUGUCAGAGCCAACCUCGGCGCACACACGGCCCUGCUGGGAGCUCGGAGCUGCGUAGGGAGCGCCGCGCAAGGAGAAUCUCUGGUGUCUCUCUCUCUCUCUCUCUCUCUCUCUCUCGAGCGGACAUAAAAGAGGGAAUAUACAUAUUUUUUAUUAUUUUGCCUACUUGUAUCGGCGUCGUCUCACUCCUGUCCGAGCGUGGCCAUUCGCUCAAUGUCAUCAUGAUCAUCAUCUCGUCGCGCAGUGUACUGCUGUCAGUCUACUACCCGCAGAUCUUCCUGAUCCUGACGAGCGGAAGCUACCUGGCCCUGUCCUCGGUUGUGGCUCUGGGUGCCAACAUCAUCUGCAACAAGAUUCCGGGGCUGGCACCUCGCCAGCGGGCCAUCUGCCAGAGCCGCCCAGACGCCAUCAUUGUUGUGGGCGAAGGCGCCCAAAUGGGCAUCAAUGAGUGCCAGUACCAGUUCCGGUAUGGACGCUGGAACUGUUCGGCGCUCGGAGAGAGGACGGUCUUCGGUCAGGAGCUUCGAGUAGGCAGUCGGGAAGCAGCUUUCACCUAUGCCAUCACGGCAGCGGGGGUGGCCCACGCCAUCACGGCCGCCUGCAGCCAGGGCAACCUGAGCCAGUGCGGCUGCGACCGGGAGAAGCAGGGCUACUACAACCAGGAGGAAGGCUGGAAGUGGGGCGGCUGCUCGGCCGACAUCAAAUACGGCAUCGAGUUCUCGCGGCGCUUCGUGGACGCCCGGGAGAUCAAAAAGACGCCCCGCCGCCUGAUGAACUUGCACAACAAUGAGGCAGGCAGAAAGGUUUUGGAAGAAAGGAUGAAGCUGGAGUGCAAGUGCCACGGCGUUUCCGGCUCCUGCACCACCAAGACCUGCUGGACGACGCUCCCGAAGUUCCGCGAGAUCGGCUACAUCCUCAAGGAGAAGUACAACGACGCCGUGCACGUGGAGGUCGUGCGGGCCAGCCGGCUACGCCAGCCUACCCACCUCAAAGUGAAGCAGACGCAGGGCUACCGCAAGCCCAUGGAGACGGACCUCGUUUACAUCGAGAGGUCGCCCAACUACUGCGAGGAGGACACGGCCACGGGGAGCGUGGGCACCCAGGGACGCCUGUGCAACCGCACGUCGCCGCACACGGACGGCUGCGACCUCAUGUGCUGCGGCCGCGGCUACAACACGCACCAGUACACCAAAGUGUGGCAGUGCAACUGUAAGUUCCAAUGGUGCUGCUUCGUCAAAUGCAACACGUGCAGCGAGAGGACGGAGGUUUUUACCUGCAAGUAAAAGGCCGCAAGGAAUGUCGUCAUCGGCGGGCGAAACGCCAAGGACUAGUUGAACAAAGACCCGACAGAGCGAGAUGUCCGCACGUCUUCGAGCAGUGAGAGAUUGUAUAGCUAAGCGAAUGGGAUUUAACACUAUCAGCUCUUCGUGGCGUCGUUUUGCACAGCAGAAUCUUAUCUAAUUGCUUUUCAGAAAGUAAUUGCUAAGUACCAGUAGAUCAUAGCCCAGAACUUUGCUGUCAGAUAGGGAUUUGUGCUCUUGUACUGAUGUAUCCACAGUGAAGUUGGGACCACCCGUAAGGAAGAAGGCGGCCCUCGGAGGGGACUGGUGCUGCAGUCUGGUGGGGUUUGAGGGCGGGGGAGGAAUACACGCGUCGGUGUUUGGGAGGACCUCAAGAGACGGACGAGAAUGACAAAAAAUGGCCACAGCUGAUUUGAGGUGACUGGGGGGGGGGGAAGAUCUGUCAAAUCUAUGAUUUAAAGAAAAAAAAACAAAAAAACAACUUUUAUAGAUCUUGUUGCAUCUCCGCUAAACGGGAGCUUAACUGAAUCUCGACCCGCACCCUCCCAGAUUGUCUGGGGCCGGUGUCAGAGGCCGAGAAAUGAAGAACAUGAUGUAAAAGCGUGGUGCAAUGUGUUGCACCAAAGUUUCGAGUGGGGAACUCUGUCAAACCCUUUGCUGCCAAAUGGAAUACGGUGGAGAAUGUUAGUUUUCCAGUUACACUGGAACUGUCUGUUCUGAACACUGAAAAUAAAUUGUCUAUUUAUGUUAUAGUAUCUUAAAACAAAAGCACUAACGGGUAGAGAUGUCUUUUUUUGUACUAAAUGUAAUAAGAAAUACAUUUUUAGAAACUAUUAGGAGGUGACCACGUCGUUUCUAAAACAUUAUCUUUUAGAAAAGGAAAGGGGAGAAGAAAAGAAAAAAAAAAAAAAGCUUUCAUUGCUACUGUUGUGUUGACAGCAAAAUACAUAAUUCCCGACUUUAUAGUUUGAAGUUUCUUUUUCUUUCAUUUCUACGCCGAUGUCUGAAAAUUCACGGUUUCAUUCGGGGAGGAGUGUAGUUAGCAGAAAAAGAAUCGCCACCGGAGCAUGGUAAAUAAACAAAACUGCACAAUCACGCAAGGUUUUAUAUUUUAAACGCGGUGGGUGUGGAAUUACAACACAAAGCAUCGCAGAAAAAUGAUUUGUUUCACUCCUUCAGUGAUGAAGUGAAACCCAAACGAUUUGUCCUCAGGCUCCUCACAGAGUCGCACAUUUCAAGCGUUCAUUUUUGCAAAUAUUAAAGAUUAUAUCACAAUAUCUGAGUGUUGCAUGGAACCAAUGUGUAAAAUAUCUUAAAUCCAGAAAUGUUAGACAAUAAGAAAAUCUGACAGUGGCUUGACAUCCUCCACUGGGAGAAAAACACAUCACUGCUAAGGUUGUGCUUGGAAGGUUGAGUGGUAGGAAAAAGUGCAGCAACAAAAAGAGCACAGGCAUUUGGGAUGACCGCAGCCUUAAAAAGAUUGUAAAAACAACGCCGGUUCAAGAGUUUGGGUGCAGAAAUGACAUGCUGAGUCAUUUGUACUUGAUGACCAAUGGCUGUAACUUUGGCUAAGGAAAGAAAAUAAUGACUGGACUGCUGCUCAGAUGGUCAAAUGUCCUUUAGAUGGAAAUAGAUUUUAAUAAUCUGGAUCAGAGCCUCCAUGGCAACAGCAAUUCAAGCCAAAGUGGACACGGAGAAACGCAUACUACAAAAAACAUAGAAAUAGAUUUUAAGUGGGAUGACGUUUCUGAAUAACACGCACACAAAAAAUAAUCGAUUUUAUUGGUCUUAUAUUCUGCUUUUCUGGAUUUGGUGUUUUUACAGCCUUCGCAGUCAGAUGAUUUUAUUAAUCCAGACAAUGGUAUUAAUUUCAGGAAACUUCAUUUAUUGUUUUUAUCGUAGCAUUCUUGGUCUCAUCGGAAUACCAAAAUAUAGCAAACCAGUGCAGAACAUGCACUUCAGAUGUUGGAUCUACUCAAAUAAUAAAGUCUAAACAAUUUAAUUCAACUGUAUUUAAAUUAUUUUACGACUACAUAUUUGUACUUUUUUUUUUUUGCAUAUUGGAGUUUUUGACACUGAUUUAACCUGAUGUUAAAGGUUUAGUGUGAUGUAGUAUGGGAUAUUUUAAUAUUUUAAGUUAUGUUCAUACAUUUUUGAGGUGUAGCUCAGAUGAAUGAAUUAUAAUGUAAAUGAUAAAAUAUAUAUACACCUUAUAAAUGACUCACUGAUUCACCACAACAAUCAUAUUCCCAUUUCUUUUCAAAUUGCUUUUCAAGCAGCACACAAAAAACAAACCAUGUUUGUUGAAAGAAGGGAUUAUUUUAUUUUUCUACAUAUUAAAAAAAAAAAAAAGAUGUUCCUUUGAUUUAAUGAUGAAGUGCUUCAUGACACACAUACACAGGAUUAUCCUGCAACCCAGUGGAGUCAGAACUCCACAUUCUUCUUUUAUUGCUUUUGCAUGUCCGUACAAGACAUUUUGUCUUCGGUGUUUAGUUGCCAGUUUCGACUGUUCCAACAAGCUUCCCAAGCUAUUAUUUGCAUAAAUUUUUCCCUCUUUGAAGGAAAACACUCAUAGACACCCGCACGCAGACACACACACCCCACACACAACUGGCAGACAGUUUGGGGAAGCAUAAAUCAUUAAAAAUUAAACCUAAAUAAAUCAGGCAUUCAGCUGACAGCAAUGUUAUUUUGUACACAGCAUAUGUUCGUAAUAUGCUGCGGUCGUACGUCCUGAUUGUGGUCCGCGUGGAAGGAGUAGUCAUUUUUUUCUCUCCCUCUCUGCUCGUGUGUAGAAAGGUCUUCAUCUCUAUGAAAUGCGAUCAGAAUCACAAUAACGAUGAACAAUAAGCUCAGAUAAUGGGAACCAACUGUCACCGACGAGCACGAAACACGGAUGGAAACAGAAUCUGGGUAAAUUCCUCCGAUUGUCGCAAUUCUUUUUCUAUGAGAAACUGAUAUUGAACAAAAAUUUCUAAUUGAAAAGAAAAAAAAAAAAUGAAAAGACGUUUUACUUUUUCCCCCCCCUCAAUGUCUCGCAGUUAGAAAUAAAAUUUGUUCCCCUAUUUGCCAGAAUAAUAAUCAAACAAUUUAUUCCUAUCUUCAAAGUCAGAUGUUUAGACAGAUUUGAUUACUUAAUGCAAAUAUCUUUAUAGUGCACGUCUUGGGUGAAACGUCUUUGCUACGUUGCCGCCAUCUUGUCGCAGUAGUUUCCCUCCUUACAGAAGAACUGGUGUGACUCGGUGUGACCGAGUCGGGUUUUUACGACUCUCUUCAGCUCCGUCCCAAAAUGUUCCUCGUGACCAAGACUGUAGGUUUUCAACAGCCUCUUAAACAACACUGACUUUACCGUGAAUAAUCUUUGGUGGGAUACUCGAUACUUGCUUUUGCUAGAUCCAUUCGUGCCUGAGCUCGAACUUCCCGGACAAAUGCGUUGAAUAUUUUCCCAUGGAGUGCACCGGUUCCCUCCUGUGGUUCAACACACAACGUGAUGCAGCCCCAUCUGAACGUCACAAUGCGAGGCCGUACUCAGGCGAUUCCCCCCCCCCCUCAAAUCUAACAAUGGACAUCAUGAGACCAAGCACCUUUUUUUGUUUCUUACUUUCAGAGUGAAGAGUGGAUUCUGCUUUUUCUUAUGUCGCUUUCGAAGUAAUGGCUUCUUCCUGUCUGAGCGGCCUUUCAGCACAUGUUCGCACUGAACUCGUCUCACUGUGGAUUACGGCUCUCUCUGACAGUAUGGAGUCUUUUUGCUUUUGCCUCGCUGUCAGUGCACACGUUUAAAACCAAAACACGUUCCUCCCGUCUUCUCCCUAAACAGAAUGAUGGCUGGGUUUUUAUGUCACACAUUUCAAACAAGUAAGCAGGUGUGCCUAAAAAUAUACCGGCAAGUUCUUCUUAAUUUAACUCAGAUGUUUUUAAUUCAAUUAUCUUGGUGAUUCUAACUGAUCUAAUGUGAGAAAAGUAGCAUGUUUUUUGUUGUUGUUAGCAAAUCAUUUCAAAAUGGAGGUACACAACAUGACUGGUCAAAGCCUCAAAAUCUUUUUAUGCAACUACCGACAUUCCACGUCAGCCUUUAUCAAAACAUGACAUCCUUCGGUUUCAACCCCGUAAAUCCUAAACGUAGCGGCAACGACGGAAUGUGCAGUACCAUAAUUCAGCCACAGGUGGCGCUGUCUGAAAAAAUUCCAACGAUUUCUGAAAGGAGAGACGUUGCGCUUUCAAGCCAAUGUCGGGUUAUUACGGUAAUUUCACUCCCGCCGUAGCAGGGAGUGAAAUUAAUCUGAGGGUCAUUCUUUUAAUAGACGGUAAAUUGCGAAAAUAACCUGCUGGGAGCUAAAAGUUCCAGUUGUUGUGGAUAAAUGGGCAAAAAUAUUUACUCAUAGGACAUUUAAAGAACUGCGUACACAUACAAUUGAAAUAAGCAAGAAAUAUAUAUCCAGGCGGAGAUUUUAAAUUUAGGACAUAAAAGGAGUUAGGAAUAAAGACAAAUUAAAUAAUGAAAAUAAUAAUAAUAAUAAUAAUAGAGGAUUUUUCAUUCUGGCUCAGCACUAGAGUCCCGUGUUUACGGCUGGGCCCGACCGGAGCUCCUCUGAAUAAGAAGAGGACCUUUAUGCAAAUGAUCUGAUGUGAAUGGGAAGUGGCUCAGUGUGGCCCUUAUUUAAGGGGCACACAAAGAGACGUGUAAGACCUUUUGUGGGGGUGUUUGGGAGACGAAUGGGACGGCUCGGUGAAAGGAGGUGCAUGCGUAGCCGGAAACUGCGAGUGAAAAGAGCGGUUAUUUAAGAGAGGAGCUAAUUGAGGGCGUUUUUUUUUUUUUUCGGAGAAAGAGUGGGUACACUGUGCAAGUCGGGGCAGCUGUUGAGGCGACUUGGUUACUGGUCGAGAGAGCAGUUCAAAGAAAUUUAGGGGUGCCGUUAAAGUUAUUUACCGUGUUAAGGCCACUCUCUUGGGCAGCCGAAGGAGUUAAAAGAGUUUGAAAUUUCCUUUAAUUAGAUCCUUUUGAAAUCAAACAAAACGUUAUUGGUCACUUAACAUGGCACCUAAUUUCCCAUCCCAAGUUUCUGUUGUGUCUUUAAACUCUUUCUACGAUUCUGUGCGAGCCGCGCUGCUCCGUCCAUUCGUCCCCCCCAAUGUGCGUGUGAAAAGCAUUGUGGGUGGGCAGCAGAGCAGAAGUAAGAUGUGUUUUGUCAGUCGCCUGAAGCCCAGGGGACCGGAACCCCGUAAGCUCCCCUGCAUUGUGCCCGUGGUUGAGAACAACUAAAUCAGUUUGUUUCACAUUUUGCGAUUAAAAAAAUAUAUAUUUUAGACUAGUAAAAGCCAGCGUCUGUGGCGCACAGCCUCCAUCGUUGAUUUUAUCUGCAAUAUCAUUCACCUUCAGGAUUUUAAUUUCCUCAAUUCCGAGACUUGGGGUCCAAAUUUAUUUAUAUAAUCUUGUGACCGAGUGACAAUAUCCUGGGGAUGAGUUUGUGUUUACCAUGUUUGCACUAAAACGGCAUUACUGGGGGUCGUAGUUCAUAUUUCCCCAUGACUUGUCCACGUGUUAUCACUAAUGCUGUCAAGAGACAAAAAAAAAAAAAAAAAGUAAUUAAUCACAUUAUAGAGCGACAAUUAACCACAAUGCUUAACCUUCACAUUUUCGCAGUUUGAUAAAAUGUUCAUGAACGCUUUUUACUGUCUCACGCCAAAUAUCUCAGUUUUUCCAGGUUCUCAAAUUCAGAAAGUUUUUUUUUUAAGUCAUAUUUGUUUCAAACGCAAUUUAGAAAUUUUAACUAUAAACUGAUAUUUUUUUUACCUUAGUUCUAUCCCCAAUUUUGUUUUUUAAAAGUGAAAUUUUCCACUGAGAACAGCUGUCUUGACUCCUCGCUCAUCUUUUCACUGCCGUUUGCGACUCUGCGUUUUCUCAGUUGACCGCUGUGCUGUGAACCAAGUAGGUUUAACUUUUUUGAUUAAUCCCAUUAAUUUAUUUUAAAAGAACAAAUGUUUACGGCUGUAGUCAUCGCAUGCUUUUUGUUCCUUCGUCACAUUUUGUCAGAAUUAGCUCAUGCUGUAUGAACUUACUUUCAGCCAGCUGAUUGGCAGUCUGAAGCAUUAAACUGAAGUAGCAGUGUGUACAAACGUUUUAGAGGCUUGAAGUUGUGGUCCGUUGAAACCUUGUUAUAUCCCUGACACUGGAAUCUGGUUAGUCCUAAAAUAACUGGCUAGCUGUAACCCUUUUGGUCCUGUUUUUUUCAUUCCACUGUGUAAAAAAAAAAAAAUCUGUAAGCGUUCAUGGAGGCACAGCUGUGUUCAUGGCAUCUAUUAUUGCCCUCAUUUGACUUUUUUUUUUUGCACAUUUAAAAAUAAAGACAAACUAAAUAAAAACAACAAUAAGAUUCCAACGCGAGCUAAAAUCUGAGAUGAUCCGAAAAAACGUCAGCCCCAAACCGACGCCGAUGGACGCACAAUGCAGUGCGACCGCAGCACAGCCUGCAGCAAUUAAAACGGCGCAGUCUUUUCGUGUCAUGUGAUCAGCCUCAGAGCUGUUUCUCUGUGUUGCUAUAUCUUUGUUUUGACUGCUUGUCUUUGUGAAAGACCAUCAUUUGGAGGUUUUCUCGUCAUCUGUUUGAUAUUAGUGGUGAGGAACACAUGGCCAUUCAAAGGCAAAAAAAAAAAACAAAAAAAAACCCCUGCGUGACAUCAUAGACCACAAGGCAAAGUGGGGAUCAUGGAGACCCCAGGCUGAGGUCUGUUAACACAACCUGACUUUAUUCGUCCGUCUGCAGCUGGAUUGUUCAAACGUUGCACCAGCAGCGAGGGCUUUUCCGUCUCUGCGUGUUUUGUUUUCGCCGUUGCUGUUUGAAAUUGAAAAAUUCCUCCCGAUUUUAACGCUUGGGAUAACGCUUCAAGUGUUUUAUUCUGUAAACAGCUGUGCGUUUGAAUUUACCUUUUACAUAUUACACAUUGAAGCAAAUCACAGCUGUGUCUUCCUUAAGUCUAAUAACUGGUUGUAGUGCAUAUAAGCUGCUGUAAAUAACCUGAAACCGAGUAUUUAUCGUGCAGCGCACACUUAGACGUGAACAGUACUCAGACUGGGAUGUCCACCUGUUUAUGUUGGACUGGGAGAAUGAGCUGUACUUGUAAAAUGAGGUUAAUGCUCUUGCGGUGAAGCCUGCAGGCCUCUCAGCUACUGGGGAAGACGGCAUCAGCAGUAUGAGGCGGUGGGACGGAUCUUACCUCGGGCGCUGUCGUGUUUCUGUGCCUCCGGCUCGUUUUUCGGCCUUCCGGUAAACGCUCCGGGGCGUCCGCUCGCGUCACACGUCCGUCUAAAUGGCGCCUCUGUAGGUGCGAAGUGUUUUUAUUUGCGAGCGUCCAGGCCACGGCUUCACCUUGGAAGUUAUUUUUUCCCUACUCGGCUUUGUUUUCACGACUCGAGGUCGGGGCUUCGGAAAGCAAACUCCACCCUGGAAGAAAAAACAAGAAAAAACUACACAAGUCAUCGCUUUUCUUAGCAAUUUGUCUCCUUGCGCUACGACACAAAAAGAAGCAACAUUUUCUAGCGGUGUGAUGCAAACGGAUGAGUGAAAACUCGAGACUUUUUUGGCAACACGUUGAUCAAGCCACGGUGUCUACCGGAUUUUACAGUUGAUUGCUCAACAAUUCGCUUUUCCAAUCCGUGAUUAACUUCGUCUUGAGUUGAAUUUCACAUAUCGCUCAGACGCAGCGAAUAAUAAGUUGAAGCGAAAGCUAAGAUUACGAUGAAUUACCUCAGUCAAAACCAAAGAACCUCAGAAAGGCUCCAAGUUCUGCACUCUAAAUGAUCCUUUCUGAUAAAACAACAUCAAUAUGGUGAGCAGCUGAGACCGCAGAACUUGACACUCCACAGCUGCCAUUUGUAAAAUGCUGGUCUUCGGUUUUGUUAGGCUACACACAGCAUCAAAUGUUGUCCACACUAAUAGAAGGAGAAAAAAUAUUCCUGAAGCAGUUCAUAGCUUUUUGAUCGACUUCACUGCAGAUCUUCAAAGUAAGUUUUAUCACAACACAAUGGUGGGACCACAAAAACGAGAUUUCUGCUCUAUUUUUUGUAAAAAA
Molecule: messenger RNA, 9645 nt
Organism: Xiphophorus hellerii (green swordtail)
Lineage: Eukaryota; Metazoa; Chordata; Actinopteri; Cyprinodontiformes; Poeciliidae
Gene: wnt7bb
Product: wingless-type MMTV integration site family, member 7Bb
Exons: 4
Coding region: 499-1560 (353 amino acids)
Biological process (GO): multicellular organism development; neuron differentiation; cell fate commitment
Cellular component (GO): extracellular region
Molecular function (GO): frizzled binding; cytokine activity
Source: RefSeq, a predicted model, not a curated record